AGCCAGCCUUGCACUGUAGGAUAGAGAAAUUUAAAAACCGAACCCAGCAUAGACAAAGGAAAACAUGGAUGCACUGAGGAAAAUUCCCGUUAAACAGGCACCAGAGAGGAUGCGGUGGUAUUCCUGCACAUAGUCGGAGUUAUGCACGGAUAAUUUCCUCGUUUUUAAUGAGGCGGGUGGGCACUCACAGCAAGCUGAAAAGACGGACAGAUUCCUCCGACCCGUCUGUGAAUUCUGCCUGCCUGCGAUGGCUGUGACGGCACGAUGCUGUUACAGUGUAAAUGAGAAUGUGCCUUUUUCUUUAUAUGUUGUUAUUUUCAUACUGAGUAGCCUUACAAAUGCACAAAUUCGAUACUCCAUUCCGGAGGAGCUGGAAAACGGGGCAUUGGUCGGUGACAUUGUCCGGGAUUUUGGUUUGGACCUGAGCAAACUUUCCACACGACGCGUCAGAAUCACUUCUGACAGUGGACGGAGAUAUUUCACCAUAAAUCACAAAACAGGCAAGCUGGUUGUGAGUGAUCGCAUUGACCGAGAGACAGUUUGUGAAUUCAGUGGCACCUGUUCACGCAACCUUGAGGUGGUAUUAGAGAAUCCACUGGAGGUGCACAACGUGGAGGUGGACAUUUUAGACGUUAACGAUAACGCGCCACAAUUCCCUCGAGAUGAAUAUCAGCUCGAGGUGUCCGAGUCCGCUCUCACCGGUUCGCACUUUCGCAUAGAGGGAGCUCAGGAUGCAGAUGAUGGUUCCAACUCUGUGAAGCAGUACCGCCUCAGCCCAAACGACCACCUCACUCUGGACUCUAUUAAGCCCUUUUCAAAUAAUAAGCACAUCGACUUUAUUCUUAAAAAGCCCUUUGACCGCGAGCAGAAACCCUCUCAUCAGUUAAUCCUGACAGCAAUGGAUGGAGGCACCCCACAGAGAACUGGCACUGCCAAAAUCAAUGUACGUAUACUUGAUGCCAAUGACAAUGUACCUGCGUUUGACAUCUCUGUGUACAAAGUAAAAUUGUACGAAAACUCUCCAAAGGGUGCACUUGUGAUCAAGUUAAAUGCAACAGACCCUGAUGAGGGCUCAAAUGGGGAAGUGUUUUAUUCCUUCAGCAGUUACACGCCAGAAAGAGUCAGACAUAUGUUUUCCAUGGACACAGAAACAGGUGAAAUUAGGGUGAAAAACAACAUAGACUACGAAGAGACAAACUCUUAUGAAAUGUACAUACAGGCUAUGGACAAGGGGCCAGCUGCUGUGGCAGUUCACUGUAAAGUAGUCGUAGAAGUUUUGGAUGUCAAUGACAACAUUCCUGAGAUUAUACUGUCUUCACUCUCCAGUCCUGUACGUGAGGAUGCCCGGGCUGACACAGUUGUAGCAUUGAUCAGUGUGAAUGAUCGUGACUCUGGAAAAAAUAAACAAGUUUCCCUUGAUAUCAUGCCCAAUCUGCCUUUUAGGAUCAAGUCUUUCCGGAACCACUAUACUAUUGUUACCUCUGCUUUCCUAGACCGGGAAACCAUCUCAUCCUACAAUGUCACUGUCAAUGCUGUGGAUGGAGGCACCCCAGCCCUAUCAUCUCAAAUGACCUUUAAGGUUGCUGUUGCAGACGUGAAUGACAACCCGCCUCGUUUUGAACAGACAUCCUAUACCGUUUAUAUUACAGAGAACAAUGCUCCUGGUGCACCUUUGUGUGUUGUUAAAGCCACAGAUGCUGAUGCUGCUGAAAAUGCACGCAUCACCUAUACUGUCCUGAAUGACAACAACCAUGGCAUCCCUGUUGCCAGCUACAUCAGCAUCAAACCUGCCAAAGGUGAAGCCUAUGCCCUGCGAGCCUUCGAUUUUGAGAAGUUGAGAGAGUUUCACUUUCAGGUUAAAGCCCAGGACAAUGGUGUGCCUCCCCUAAGCCGUGUGGCCACUGUGUAUGUUUACAUUAUGGAUCAGAAUGACCAUGUGCCCAGGAUAGUCUCCCCACCUUCCAAUGGCAGCCGCUCCACAGAAACGCUGAUGAAAAACGCUGAAGCAGGAGCAUUGGUUACCAAGGUAACAGCGUGGGAUGGUGACGCCGGGCAGAAUGCUUGGCUGCUCUACGCCAUUGAGCAGACAAACACAGACCUUGACCUGUUCAAGGUGCAUGAGUACACCGGCGAGAUACGCACCACAAGGCGGGUCAUUGAGGACAACUCCACCUCCUUCAUCUUGACAGUGCGAGUACAUGAUCAUGGUUUACCGCCGCUCUCCUCCACAGCCACCAUCCAUGUGCACGUGAUGGAGCUUCCUCCAAAGUUGACCCCUGACCCUAAGCGUAUCAUCCGACCGAACAGCCCCCUGAUGUUUUCCAACGUCACCCUCUACCUCAUCAUUGCUCUUUGUGCAACAACUUUUGUGUUCCUGGUCACCAUCUUUGUGCUGGCCAUUGUGCGUUGCCAUGCGUACUGCACCCAGCCUGGCUCCUGCUCCCCAUGUUGUGUAUCCAAGAAAAGUGUUCCAGAAGGUGGCACCGCAGCAGUUGGUGGUGGGGCAGGAGGAAGAGCUGCACGUGGAGGUGGUGGUGGUGCUGGUGGUGCUGGUGGCGGAGGGCAACCAAACGACAAUGUGGCCAUGCGACGUGACCUCAAAGGGGAACCGCAUUAUAUUGAAGUGCGGGGAAAUGGGUCUUUAACUAACACAUAUUGUUACAAGACAUGCAUGACAGCCACGUCAGGAAGCGACACAUUUAUGUUCUACAACACGGGACGGCCACACAGUAGCACCUGGGGCUCAGGCUACGUCACCAGCCACAGCGGACAGAGCCAGUUAAUUGUACGGCGACUCAGUAUGCCAGAUGCAACUGUUCAGCCCAGAGUGCAGAGUGCCGACUGGAGAUAUUCAGCCUCACUGAGAGCAGGCGGUAUGAUGCAGAGCUCAGUGCACAUGGAAGAGUCCGCAGUAAUGCAAGGAGCCCAGGGUGUCCUGGUUCAGAACUGGCCCACUGCGUCUAGCGCUGCUGAUGCUGAAGGGGGAGAAGUUUCCCCCCCAAUGGGUGCUGGCGUAGACAGCAACAGCUGGCACUUUCGCUAUGGCCCCCCCGGCUGUCCUGGUGGACCCCCGCAGCACCUGAAACCUGGCGAUGUUCCCCCAGAAGCCUUCAUCAUCCCUGGAUCGCCCGCCAUCAUAUCCAUCAGACAGAACCAGGGAGGAGAGGACGACAAGAGCGAUUUCAUCACCUUUGGAAAAAAAGAGGAGGCCAAGAAGAAGAAGAAGAAGAAGAAGGAGAAGAAAGACAAGAAGGAUAAGGGGAAGGAUGAUGGAGAUGAGUAGAGGAGCAGAAAGAGUAACUAAUAAAGAAGAAAAGGGCGCUGUUAAAACAGAGGUACCAACCAAAGUCCACUGGGUAAAGAGAAA
Molecule: messenger RNA, 3367 nt
Organism: Notothenia coriiceps (black rockcod)
Lineage: Eukaryota; Metazoa; Chordata; Actinopteri; Perciformes; Nototheniidae
Gene: pcdh2a39
Product: protocadherin 2 alpha c
Exons: 4
Coding region: 248-3283 (1011 amino acids)
Biological process (GO): homophilic cell-cell adhesion
Cellular component (GO): plasma membrane
Molecular function (GO): calcium ion binding
Source: RefSeq, a predicted model, not a curated record